Molecule: messenger RNA, 4943 nt
Organism: Micropterus salmoides (largemouth bass)
Lineage: Eukaryota; Metazoa; Chordata; Actinopteri; Centrarchiformes; Centrarchidae
Exons: 13
Coding region: 1-4659 (1552 amino acids)
Biological process (GO): regulation of centriole replication
Cellular component (GO): cytosol; centriole; centrosome
Source: RefSeq, a predicted model, not a curated record
AUGACUGUAUUUUCAGGUGGCAGUCCCCAUAAAGGAGAGUUUUCCAGGUCCAGCAUUCUGUCAGUGGACUCCAGUAUAUCCAUACCAUUCAGCCUAGACAGUCUUGGUCCAGCUGCAUGUAUCCCAGAGAGGACCAGGUGGGCUUCUCCUUUAUCAGAUACAGAAGCUAUACAGAGUGAACGCAAACUGGCACCCUCCUCCCAGCCUGAUGAAGACGCUUACCCCUCCACACUGCAGAUCAACCAGCAGCAGAGGCUCAGCAGCUUAACCAGCAGCAAGAAUACCAAGCAGCUAGGAGACAGGUUUGACUCUGGCCUCUCGUUAGCUACCAAGGCUAGAUCUGGUGAUAGAGACAUGGAGUCACCCUUGCAAACAAUCCGUAAUAUGGAGGACAGCGCAGACUCUUCUUUUGAAAGCUCCAAGGUCUUGUUGGAGAUACGUAAACUACUCUCUCAGGCAGAGAACGUGGUAUCUGCUGGGUCUUCAUUGACUUUCUCAGCUGACACUGCAGUACCCCGUAUUCUCUCUGAUGAUGACAUAUUCCUCUCACUGAGGAGGAAAACCAGCGGAAUCCAGGACUCCUCCUCCUCUGCUACUGGAGAUCCCAGAACUCAAUCCUCUCUGCUGUGGGCCAGGUCCUCGUCCGACUCCAUGUUGACCUCAGAGAAACAGAGAGAACGCUCUAUUGAUCGAGAGAGUCUGACUUCAUCAGGGCAACUGAAUUAUCCAUCCAUGCAAGCUCUUGUUACUGCACCGGCUACAGGAGCACACAGAAGGCCACAAGAUAGCACUGUUAGUAAAGGUGCAGGGUCGUCACUUGUCCUCUCCCAGUCAGCCCGGCGGACAGAGCCUGAGGGCUGCAGUGCUGCUCCCCCUGACAACGCUGUCCCUCCACAGCCACCAGUCAUCAAGCCUUCACCAGCUUUGAGUACACAACAGCUCACCUCUACUCCUACAGACAUAGCGGGUGUCACAGAGGAGGAGAAACAGACUACUCAGGAAGGUCCUAUACAGAGUAGCUCCUCCUCACCCAUCCUCGAGGACACUGAUCAGGGAGUGUUGAGUGACGGGAGCAGUGACAGCUCGCUGGCAGUCAGAGUGGCCAAGUUACUGCAGAGUGAAUCUCCGGCCACCAUGGUGUCCAGUACUCCCAGCAUCACUGACCAAGAGGAGAGCAAAGCCAGAGAGUGGAUUAAGAUGAAGCUAUCAGGACAGCAGUGUGAGUCCCUGGAGUUGGACAAAGAAGACAGAAGGCGUAUUGAAGAGAUCAAGAGAGAGCUGCUGUUAAAAAACCCCAUAAAGAGUCACGGGAGCACAGAUACAGAGAGCAGUUCAGCAUCCAGUGUCAGAGUGCCAAGGCGGCAGGAUCUGCCUCAGCAAACAGACACAUUCUCUUCCCUCUGUGAUGUUAACAACCAGCCAUCCCAGCCUCUGCAGGGCCUUAGUACAGAUCUCUCCAACUCCAACUCCAGCGUGCAGCUUCAAAACCCUCUUCGCCCAGAUCUAGAGACUCAAGUACGUGAGAUCGCUGCCAGAGAAGGGGUAACCCUCCCUAGGACAAACCCUCUGGCCCUCACAUCUAUCACCAUCGCCACCCGCAGGCGCUCCACGUCCCCCUCUCCCUCUAUGUCGACUGCGCCUCCCAUCAGUCCAGGAUCAGAGCCACUCCACCUGACUGAGCUCUCCACAGGAGCAGUGCAACACCCUAAAACUAACAGGCAGCUACCCCCUACCAUGGAUGAAGAAGAUAAGACAACCAGGGAGCCAGCCUUAGUGUUUGAGCCAAGCAGUAGUCUCUACACCAGAAACCAAAACCUCACAUCUCAGUCAGCACCAGGGAAUCAGAAGAGGCAAGAUGCUGUUGGAGGCCAGUUUAAAGAACCUCCCCCACCAUCUCAGGGUUUAGUUACUGUGGGUGUAAAUACUCAAGAUGAAAACACACAGUCUUUCAGGCGAGAUGACGAGUUAUCUGUCCAGGACAGCUCUGUUUCUGGUGUUGGUCAUGAAGCUGAACAGGCCACUGGUUCGUCCACCUCUGAAUCUCCAGCUGGGACCAGUCACGUCUCACAUGUCCAUCUCACUCUGUCCCACAAAGCCACUGAUCACAGGUUGGCCACUGUUGUCCACACCAAUCAUGCUGAUGCCACCACUGGGCUGCCACAUAAAGAAUUUGUUCCCCUCCGGCAUUCUUCUUCUGCUGCCAGCAGUCCGGACGAAGGAGUCGGUUUGUCCAGUCCACCAGAGUGGUAUGACACCACAGAACCAAUAAGACAGCGGAGACCUGAAAGAGCCGACACCUCCACCCUGUUCCAUACCGCUGUGCAUCAAAGGAUGACCUCCCCAUCCCCACAAUCAUAUACACCGUGUGAAAGAGGUGUAGUUUCACCAAGACCCUUAACCACUGAAACAGCAGCAGUGCCCGUUCUGUUGCCUUAUAAACCCCGUGGCAGUGAGGAGCUCUUCUACAUCCCUCAGACAGAAGCUGACUUCUACUCUACCAACCCUUCUGACACCACCAUGGAGAGCUCCCACACAGGAUCAGAUGACGCUGUGCCCCCACGCUUCAGCAGUGAGGUCCUCGGGCAACGAGACCCGGGGUUGGACCGUGGAGUCACCAUCAAACACACAGAGGGCAUCUACAGCAAAAGGUUGAAAACAGCCACCUUUAAAAUGCACCAGCCUGGACACAGAGGUGCCUCUUUAUCAGCAGAUGAAACCUCACAAACAAACGUGACACGAGCUCCAAAGCCAUCUUCUCAUGUAUCAGUUGAUUUUACCAGAGUGCCUUUAUCGAGCAACCAAGACGCCUCCAAGAGAGACCAGGGGACCAGUGCAGUGCAGUUCCUCAAUUAUCAACCAAAGUCAAGCCGUGAGACAUUUCAGCUAGUAAAUGUGGACAUGGACCACAACAAGGUGAGCCAUCACCUGGACCAAAACUGUGUCCCUCAGACAAGAGGGGACGCUGACUUGCCUCACCCUGCUGCCCAGCAGAGCAACAGCACUCUGGACCAGCUGUGGCAGAAGUUCUGUGAUCAGUGGAGGCUAGAGGAGUCCCGACCGACCACUGACCGAGAGGCAUCACUGCUGGAGCGACUAGAGCGCCUGUCCCGUCUUAUUCAAAGCACAAGGGCUGCUAACACGUCCGAGCUACAAGAGGAGGCACACUUUCAUCCAGAAGAAAAGCCAGGAAGGAGGGGAGAAGAUGUUACAGAGAAAGAAAGAAAGAGGCAAAUUGGAGAGGCGAACAGGAGUUUAGGUGGUGAGGUCAGAGAAAUGGAGUGGAAAGUCAGAGGAAGGAGAACAGUUGAAGGUAAACCUCCCAUCCCUCAUCAGGCCUGGACACAGAGGCUUCAGGUAGAUGAAACUUCUCAACCUGCAGACGAGGACAGCCGUGACUCCUUCACCUCCAGCUUCACGCACGACUCCGAGAGUCAACACCUCUGUCCUGCAGACAGAGACGAGUCAGAAACCUUGUCCGCCAUGUCCAGCUCUAUGUCCACUGUGGACACAGCACGGCUGAUCCGAGCCUUCGGAGCUCACAGAGUCCAGCACCUGAAGACGGGCUCCAGCCUCAGUAAACUGUACAGCACCAUCAAUAAGCAGAAAGAAGGAAGGGAACAGAGGAGAGGAAGACACAAAGCCCCGCCUCACAUCAUCACACUGUCAGAGACCACCGGCACUGAUGAUUCCACAGUUGCUGCUGAUUCUGCAUCAUCAACCAGCACUUACACCCUCCCAUCACACCAUGGCCCCACCAGGACUCUGGCAGCCAAGAAGGCUGUUAAACUGGUCAGCAAAGGAAUCCAGGCAGGUGACCUGGAGCUUGUUAGUAAUGGGACUCGACGCCACACCAGAGAUGUUGGGACCACAUUCCCUUCACCCGGUGAAGCCAGAACAUCCAGGCAGAUCUCAUCUUCCUCAUCCAGCUUAGAGAGAGGAAGAGGAGGGCAGAGGAGCCCCUCUAAGACGCAGGGGUUACAGAAACAGAGAAGGAGCAAGAAAAGCCCGUCAAAGACCCAAACUGAAGGUGUUUCAUGGUUCAUAUCUGCUGACGACCUGAGGUCAGAGGCGAGGAAGGAAAACCGUCCAGAGGAAGAAGAGUCGUCAUGGAGGCCAAACACUGCCUGGUUUGAACCGUACAGCAGAAUCAAUCCAUGGAGAGAACCGCUUAUACAGAGACAAGUCCACGAAGACAGAAACAAACAGACCAGUUUUGUACCUCAUGCUGAACCUGAUUUAGAUUCAAGAAGCAAAACAAAGUCCUCUGGUCUGGCACGUAUCUCUCUCCAGGAAGCUCUGGAGAUGCGUCGUCCAGAGUUCAUCUCUCACUCCAGGCAGAGGGUGAGGCGCUUGGCUCUGCAGGUGGAGGAGAGGAAGCUGCAGGAAAUCCUCAGCAGAGAGAGAGACGAACUCUUCAGCCAGCCUGGAGGACCAGAGAGGCUGCCAAGGCCUGCAGGCACCGCUCUGCUGAGGAGAGCUGUUCCCAGGAAGGAGAUGAUACAGAGGUCCAAACAGAUUUAUGACAAUCUGCCAGAGGUGCAGAGGAGGAAGGAAGAGGAAAGAAGAAAAGCAGAGUAUCGAUCUUACCGGCUGAACGCUCAACUCUACAACAAGAGAAUCACCAGCCGAGUCCUGGGCAGACGAACAGCAUGGCAGUGAUCAAACAGACCAGUGAAACUUUUUACUGUAGAUGAAAUCAAUGAUGUGACAACAUAUUUACAAUUUUAAUAACAUUACGAACAAAACUACCUAACUUAACUAAAAACUAGCUUUAAUUUAUGUGACCAUUUUUUUUAGUUGCUAUUUGAAAGAUUAUGUGGAAAAGUAGAAUUCUGCUUUUUACUUUUUCCUACUUAAAGACCAGUGGAAUGUUUUAAUUGGUUAAAACUUGAAAGGAUGUUUUAAUGUAAAAAAAAAUAAACCACAUUUUGCAGAUUCUUUAA